GAAACCCCGCCCUUUCCUCAGCUCGCCCGCUCCCUCGCUGGCUGCCUGCGUGUGGGGGUGCGGCGCAUGCGCGCUCGGGAGCAGGUCGGUGGCCUGGGCGGAGGAAGUGCGGCUGUGCCGGGGCGCGCGGGCCGGAGCCAGGGGAGCUUUGGCACAGCCCGUAAAGAGGGGAGCCCCCGCCGCGCCGCCCCACAGGUGAGAGGGACGCCAAAACCAUGGAGGCCCCACCGGUUACCAUGAUGCCUGUCACUGGCGGCACCAUUAACAUGAUGGAGUAUUUACUCCAAGGAAGUGUUUUGGAUCAAAGCCUGGAGAGCCUCCUUCACCGGUUGCGUGGUCUGUGUGACAACAUGGAACCUGAGACUUUCUUGGACCAUGAGAUGGUGUUCCUCCUGAAAGGGCAGCAGGCCAGUCCCUUUGUCCUGAGGGCACGGCGCUCGAUGGACAAAACUGGCACACCCUGGCACUUACGCUAUUUGGGACAGCCAGAAAUGGGAGACAAAAACCGCCAUGCUCUAGUGCGCAACUGUGUUGACAUCGCCACCUCAGAGAACCUUACUGACUUUCUGGUGGAGAUGGGCUUCCGCAUGGAUCACGAGUUUGUCGCCAAGGGCCAUGUGUUCCGCAAGGGUAUUAUGAAGAUUGUAGUGUACAAGAUUUUCCGCAUCCUGGUUCCAGGAAACACUGAUAGCAUUGAGCCCUUAUCUCUCUCCUACCUCGUGGAGCUGAGUGUAGUAGCUCCAGCAGGACAAGAUGUAGUUUCUGAUGACAUGCGAAACUUUGCUGAGCAGCUAAAGCCCUUAGUUCACCUGGAGAAAAUUGACCCUAAAAGGCUCAUGUGAGUGAAAAGGACCCAGCAAGUAUGUCUAGUUCCUCUCUCUCCUAAUGGUCCUGGUGAGCAGCAUGUAGAGACUCUUCUUCCAAAAUGACUCUUGAAAGAACUGAGGAGAUUAAAGGUUUUUGGUUUUGUUGAGGGGUAGUGGAGAGGUUGUCUCUGGUGUGUUUUGUCACUGCAGUAAUUGACAGUUGAAUCACUUUUCUCCCCACUUAAUGUUUCCCUUUAUAUAGAUCUACCAUCAGUUUGACAUUUUUUGAAAUUUACUAAUUUGGAAUUUUCUUAUUAAGAAUCCCUUUAAACAGCAUGGAUAGAAACAUUUCUUAAUUUCCUUUAUUACUUCAUAUUAGUGUUUCUGCUUCCAUAUUAAUAAGGGUCUUACUCGCCAGAAAGUGAGAUCCAAAGUAUCAAACAUGCUUAGGUUCACUCCUCUUUCUCAGUGCACAUCUCUGGCUGCUGCCUCUUCAUUUGCAGCAUAGCUGCUUCUAUUCUCAUAGCCUCAUCGUGCAAAGACUGGAAAAGAGCAUGUACAUGAGCUUCAUCCCUCAAGUAAUGGAGGAGUGAUAUCCUAAUGUUACUGCAUGAGACAGGAAAUACAACUAUCAGGAUCAACAAUACAAUGGAACUGACUGCACACUGUUGUCAAAGAGGAGCGCAUCUUUUCCUGCACUAAUUUUUUCAAUUAGCGACCUUAGGUGUUACUUGUAACACUAGCAGAUACAAAACUAAGGUGGAAAUGAGUUUAAGGUAAAGGUGUACCCCUUUAAAAAGUAUAGAUUUUAAAAGCCAGUUUGCUUAGCUAUGUCAUGACCUGAGGUUUUCAAAACUGAGAACUCUCAAAACAUAACUUACUUUUAAUACUGUUUGUUGUAUGUACUUCGCUGUGCUUGGCCUAUGAAAAUAACAGGGUCAGUUUCUCAGGCUGCAGUAGCAGCUUGUAGAUAAUAUUUAAAACAGUGUUUUCAGGGGAAUUUAAAUAAUUCUGUACAUCUAAGGUUUUGCAAAAAGUCAGUUUUAGGAAAACCAAAAUUUUUGGCGCCAGGUUUACCUCACCAUAUUGCCAGUUGCAGAUUUUUUUUUUGAAGUCAUACACUUUGGUGCCUGACCCCUCUGACUGUGUUAAAUGAGUGAAACAAGACCUGGGGUUUGUGUACUCUUUACUGUUAGAGCAAUUGCUGCCUUCAGUUUUCUGCUGUAGUAAAAUUGGAGGCAUUAAAAGACUUAUGACUA
Molecule: messenger RNA, 2065 nt
Organism: Chelonia mydas (Green sea turtle)
Lineage: Eukaryota; Metazoa; Chordata; Testudines; Cheloniidae
Gene: MED18
Product: mediator complex subunit 18
Exons: 3
Coding region: 216-842 (208 amino acids)
Biological process (GO): regulation of transcription by RNA polymerase II; termination of RNA polymerase II transcription
Cellular component (GO): core mediator complex; mediator complex
Molecular function (GO): transcription coregulator activity
Source: RefSeq, a predicted model, not a curated record